Molecule: messenger RNA, 3661 nt
Organism: Megalops cyprinoides (Indo-Pacific tarpon)
Lineage: Eukaryota; Metazoa; Chordata; Actinopteri; Elopiformes; Megalopidae
Gene: adamtsl5
Product: ADAMTS like 5
Exons: 13
Coding region: 1430-3100 (556 amino acids)
Biological process (GO): extracellular matrix organization
Cellular component (GO): extracellular matrix
Molecular function (GO): metalloendopeptidase activity; protein binding
Source: RefSeq, a predicted model, not a curated record
AUUUCAAUAUGUCAGUAAUGCAAGAGGCUUUAAAUAAUACUAAGACAAUUCUCUGGUGAUCCUGCUAGAAAUCCAACAUACACCUUACGAAGCAAUUACACCUUAUAAUUUUCACUUGACUUCAGUCAAACAAACAGACAGAUAUUUUGAAUUUAUUUGCUGAAUCUCUACCCGGAAACUCCAGACCGUAAGCGUGUAAUAAAUAACGUGCGCUGUGCUGUGAAUGUAUUAAAUUAUAGGUGCUGGAGAAUGAGGGGAAGCGUAGCAUACCUGCGCUGACGGACCUAAGCGAUGGAACCCCGCGCUGGUGGAAACGGCGAGCUAAAGGGGUUUCCUGUGCUGGAACUUGAUCGGUUUGACACUGGACGCGCAGGUGAAGUAAAUUAGAUUUAUUGGAAGCCUUUCUUCGCUGUCAGAAACGAUCUCUGAGCCGUGCAUUGUUAGCUCUAAGACGAGAAGUUUUCGUUCUCCGGUACCAGGAAUUGCGAUCUGCUGGUGAAAAUGGAAACAUCUUUAUUACACCUCACGUCUUUCCCCCACCCACGUCAAUAUCAGUACAUGUGAAGUGUACAACUUUGGAAGUUCAGAUGGACUCGGGGAGUUAACUGUGACUUCAAGCGGCCGCUGCAAUAAAAUUCACUACCUACUCCAAUCGGAUCGUGAGCAGAGAAGGUAUUGAAUUAAAGCGUGGAUCAAAAUGUGCAUGGUCCUUUGCAUGGCUUUUGCGUUAAUGUAAACUCCAUCGGAUAUUCAAUGUGAAAAGAGUCGCCCACCUGAAUUCGGUGCACGUGCACGCAGAACUUCGGCAGGGAUAACAAUCUGGAGGAAAGAGAGGCAAGCUGAAGAGGGGAUUCUUUACGAUCAGAUGCAAGAACGGCAAUGCAAGCAUAGUUUAGUGGAGAGCCACAAAACUUCGCCGGUUUUCCACACGUCCUCUGACAUUGCACCUACAAAUGUUUUGCGAAGAAAGGGGAGUUAAACGGGAUAUCAGUCUGUCCUAGUGUCAUCCAACUGAUGUCGCGAGUGGAGUGAGAGAUCAAAGCUGUGUUUGAUGGGAAAAAAAAGAUUAAAUAGUAAUUAUUUUUAACGCUCCGGAUGGCUUGCCUGUCCAUUUCCAGUUACUGAAACGGACGGGGCCAACAACACUGGACGGGUGGAAUUCUGUUUUAGAUAUUUAAUGAGAUUUUCUAUCCCCAAUGGGAAGGUCGCCUUUAAUUUUGAAUUUCCUUUUAAAUGACCGAGAGAUCAGAUCUUACCUCAACACUGACUGAAAUGGAUUAUCUUAAACUUUUACUAAAUAUGGAUGCGCUUGGGUUUGGAUUCUCGGACGUGCUCCUUUCGGAUCAUAUCGAUGCAUAUGGAAGUUGAUUGUCAUGAAGACAAUAUUUUUGUGAUGAAGCAUAUGUGAAAGCGAAGCAGCGUCUAUCAAAUGCAAAUGAGUUUACUCGCUUUGACAGAGAGCAUGUCACGAUCAUUUACCAGGAGGCUGUCCCGGCUCGUAGCUCUGAUCUUCCUUACUCUGCUGGUGUCCCCGGCCUGCCUGUCGUCCCAACAUCCAUCUUGGGUGUCGCCCUGGGGACCGCAGGGGCGUGCGGCCCGCGCUCGCCGCCAGCUGCACUUCAGGAACGAGUGGGCGUCCUGGAGCGGCUGGUCAGUCUGCUCCCGCACCUGUGGGGGCGGGGCCUCCGUUCGAACCCGCACCUGCAUCACUAGGAACCCAGUUGGGGGACCAUGUGCAGGAGAUCCCAGGCAGUAUAAGAUCUGUAAUACUAAGGAAUGUCCUGUGGGGACUAUGGAUUUUCGAGAGAUGCAAUGCACUGCUUUCAAUGACAGGCCCCUGGUGGCUGGAAACCGCUACAAGUGGACAACCUUCUAUGGAGGCCCUAAUCCCUGUGAGCUCAGCUGCCUCGCCCUGGGACACAAUUUCUACUACAACUUUGGGCGGGUGCUGGACGGCACAUCUUGCCAGAAGGAGACGGGGGCCAUCUGCGUUAACGGCCGCUGUCUGAAGCCGGGCUGCGACCUGAUCCUGGGCUCGGAGCAGCAGGAGGACGCCUGCAUGGUGUGUGGAGGGCACAACACCACCUGCCUGCAGCACCGCAGUGUGUACCAGGACAACGGGCACGGCGCCGCAGGCCCUUUCGGAUAUAGUGAAGUCACCAUGAUUCCGGCGGGAGCCACCCACAUCCGAGUGAUGGACAACAGCAAUAACUACCUGGCGCUCCAGGACGGGCGUUCCCAGUUCGUCAUUAACGGGGACUGGAAGAUCAGUGUGCCGGGGGAGUACAGUGUGGCUGGCACCAAGCUCCUAUACCGCCGUUCCUCAGACAACAGGGAGAGCUUCGAGGUCCCCGGGCCCACGCAAGAGGACCUGCACGUCAUGGUGCUCUCCACCGAUAAGAAUUCUGGGAUAGAGUACGAGUACUGGCUGCCCCCAGACCGCUAUGCCCUCUAUCACGGGAGAAGGAGCCAACUGCGCGAGCCGCACCAUAGUGCCAGCUUCACGCCGUGGCGACCGCCAACGACUACAACCACUACAACCACCACCAGCACCAGGGCCCCACCCGCCACCACACGGCCAUACUGGGUGCCUGCAGGUGGCUGGCCGGUGCAACCCCCGCGACAGCAGCCCCAGCCCCGCUUGGAGAGGGAUGAGAACCGCCGGAACCUGCUCCCCCGGCCGUCCCGCGGAGGGCAUUGUGGGAAGUGUAGGAAGGUUCGAGGCCGUGGAGAACGCAAGAGACAGUACUGCCAAAAGGACUUUGUUUUUCGAGCCAAGGUCCUGGGGAAAGUGUACCGGGGUGAAGAGACGCGCUACGAUGUGCAGAUCAUCCACACGUACCGGAACCGUUUCCGCCUGGAGCACCGCGAGUUCCUGUGGGUGCCCAACGUGUGUGACUGUCCCGAGCUCGACGAGGGCCGCCAGUACGUGCUGAUGGCCCGCCGCCACAUCAACUACGAGCACACACUCAACCGCAUACUGCUGGAGGAGGACAGCUAUGUCCAGCCCUACCGGCCCCGCGAGGACGCUCAACUGCGCCCCCUGGAGGAGCUUUGCAGUAACCGUGGAGAUAGGCCACCAACUCGGCGAAGGGGCUAGUGGGCAUGGACACAAAUAUACAAACGCAUGCGCAAACACACAAGCACCUCCCCUUCACUGUACACUUGCUAGUCAUGUGUUUCAUUCUCAUUCAGUCAAACAGGGGGUUCCUGAGUAUGUGAAUCAACCAAAUCAUGGUAUUCUCCAGUAUCCUCGCUCACAGACAGGCUCUGGACUCUUCUUAAGUGACUGUUGAUUCGGUUUGGUCUCUGAGUCCACACUGGAGCAAACAAUCAGCCGUUGAAUGUGGGAAGAGGGCUGCUGAAGCAGGAAAGCAUUUAAAUCUGGGAAAUGGCAAACACCAAAAGCAGUCUUUGCCCGGAGCCUGCAAGAGCUUGUCUCUUCACGCAGUGUAGCACUUUAGGUGGGGAUAAAAAAGGACCCACCUUUAAACUUCAGAUACCAAAGAGCAGAAAUACUGCCUUCAGAGCAUUGCAGUCACAUGCUUCAUAUGACACCAGUGAUUUCUUCUGGCCAAUCGUAUUGCUGCUUGUCUGGGUUGACACCAGCCAAUCACUGUGUGUGUUGAAAAAUAAUUUGCAUUUUUCAACUUUCCUCUGU